AUGAAGAUGUUGCUGGUUCUAUUUGUCCUAAUCUUUUGGAUUGACACAUCAGCUGAGCAGAGUCCAGGACCAGGCCCGGAGUAUGCAGAUAUCGUGUUUCUGGUGGACAGCUCUGAUAAACUGGGAAUUAAGUCUUUCCCAUUUGUGAAAACAUUCAUUAGCAAAAUGAUCAACAGUCUCCCCAUAGAGGCCAACAAAUAUCAAGUGGCCCUGGCCCAGUACAGUGAUGAACUCCACAAUGAAUUUCAACUGAAUACCUUCAGGGGCAAGAACCCUAUGCUGAACCAUCUCAAGAAGCAGUUCGACUUCAUUGGUGGAUCACUGAGAAUAGGAAAAGCACUCCAGGAGGCUCACAGGCUCUAUUUCUCUGCACCCACAAAUGGAAGAGACAAGAAACAGUUUCCCCCCAUCCUGGUGGUCCUGGCUUCAGCUGAGUCUGAAGAUGAUGUAGAAGAAGCAGCUAGGGCCCUGCAGAAUGAUGGGGUGAGAAUUGUCUCUGUGGGAAUGCAGAAAGCUUCUGAGGAAAACCUGAAAGCCAUGGCCACGUCUCAGUUUCAUUACCGCCUUCGUACAGCCAGAGACCUCAGCACGUUUUCCCAAAACAUGAUGCAGAUCAUCAAGGAAGUAACCCAGUACAAGGCAGGAGCAGUUCAUCCUGAUAUAGAAAUUCCAGUGUCCGUAAGAUGUCAGGGAGAGUCACUUGCUGAUCUUGUGUUCCUGGUGGAUGAGUCUUUUGACACCAGACAAAACUUAAGGGAUCUACAGAAAUUUCUGGAGAAUAUCACUGCCACCAUGGAUGUGAAGGACAACUGCAUGCGACUUGGACUGAUGAGUUACAGUGACAAAGCCAAGAUUAUUUCUUCUCUGAAAUCAAGCACAACCCAGGUUCAAUUUCAGCAGCAGAUCCAGAAACUUUCUAUCCAUACUGGGAAAUCCAAUGCUGGGGCUGCCAUUGAGAAGAUGAGGAGAGAAGUCUUCUCUGAGGCAGGUGGUAGCAGAAGAGCUCAAGGAGUUCCUCAAGUCGCAGUCCUGGUCACCCACAGAUCAUCAGAUGACCAGGUGGCUAGGGCUGCAGCGAAACUUCGACGGAAGGGUGUGACUGUGUUUGCUAUAAGCAUCCCAGGAGCCAACAACACACAGUUAGAAGAAAUAGUGUCUUACCCUCCACAACAGACAAUAGCCAUGAUGAAUUCUUACGCAGACAUGAAAAAGCACAGUAAGGCAUUUCUGAAAAAGCUCCAGAUUAAAACAUGGUCCUACAUUUUUCAUCAAGCUGGACAAACAGACCUUGAUAAAGCUGGCUGUGUGGACACAAACGAGGCUUAUCUCUAUUUCCUCAUUGAUGGCUCAGGAAGUAUCCAGCCAGAACAGUUUGAGGAAAUCAAGGAAUUUAUGUCACAGGUGACAGAAAUAUUUAACACAGGUUCAGACGAAAUCCGAGUUGGAGUUGUGCAGUACUCCAAUGAGCCAAGAGUGGAAUUUGAUAUUGGUGAAUAUUCUAAUAAUGUUGACUUAAAGAAGGCUAUUUUUAACAUCAAGCAGCUAACGGGUGGAACACAAACAGGGAAAGCCCUGGAUUAUAUGCAGCAAAUAAUAAAAGAAGGAAGGGAACAUUGGCAACCUGACAUUCCUGUUUACCUCAUUGUGCUGACUGAUGGGAAGUCCUCGGACAGCGUCCUGGAACCUGCGGCGAGGGUGAGGGCUGAAGGAAUCAUUAUCCAUGCCAUUGGCAUUGGAGAGGCCAAUAAAACAGAACUACAAGGCAUUGCUGAUGAUAAGCAAAGGGUUAGUUAUGGGAAGAACUUUGAUUCUUUAAAAAUGAUUAAAAAUGAAGUUGUUCACAGCAUCUGCACUGAAAAAGGAUGUGAAAACAUGAAGGCUGACAUUAUGUUUCUGGUGGACAGUUCUAACAGUAUAGGAAAUACCAAUUACCAGAAAAUGAUAACUUUCAUAAAAGGCCUGCUAGCUAAAAUCAAAAUUGGUCGGGAUAAAUCCCAAAUUGGUGUUGUUCAGUUCAGUACUGAGACUAAAGAGGAGUUCCCGCUUAAUAAGUAUUUUACACGUAAAGAAAUUCUUGAUGCCGUAGACAGAAUGGCUCUCAUCAGUGAAACCACUGAGACUGGAAAAGCGCUGACCUUUGUAGCUCAAUACUUCACCCCCUCAAAGGGAGCCCGUCCUAAGGUUAAAAAGUUUCUCAUCCUCAUCACUGAUGGAGAAGCCCAGGGGAGUGUGAAAGAAGCUGCUGAAGCUCUUCGGAACAAAGGUGUGACCAUCUUCUCUGUGGGGGUGUCUGAGGCCAAUAUAACACAGCUAGAGGAGAUCAGUGGGGAUGCCAACCUUGUUUUCCGAGUUGAGAACUUUGACCAUCUAAAGGCCAUAGAAAGUAAACUCAUCUUUCGCGUGUGCACUGUCGAUGAGUGUAAAGAUAUUCAACGGCUAGACAUUGUGUUUGUGUUGGAUCAUUCAGGCAGCAUAAGUGACGAAGAUCAAAAAAGCAUGAUUAACCUAACUGUCCACUUGGUGAAGAAAGCAAAUGUUGGCAAGGACCAAGUUCAGUUUGCAGCUUUAAAAUACUCCAACAGUCCUGAGGUUCUUUUCUACCUUAAUACGUACACAAGAAAAUCAAAAAUUGUGGCGGAUCUGAGGAAUCUUAGGGUCACCGGUGGGGAUACCUACACUGCUAGAGCUCUCGAGCACUCAAAUAUCCUGUUCACGGAGGAAUACGGUGGCCGCAAGAAGCAAAAUGUGAAGCAGAUGCUGAUUAUCAUCACCGAUGGAAAAUCCCAUGACCGAGAUGAUCUCCAGGACACAGCACUGAAGUUAAGAAACAAGGGCAUCACCAUCUAUGCAGUGGGUGUAGGACAGGCUGACCGAAAAGAACUUGAGAUGAUAGCAGAGAAAAAGGAAAAUGCUAUUCAUGUAGAAAGUUUCUACAAACUGAAAGAUAUUUACCAGCUUCUACAAGAAAAUCUGUGUGGAGUUUCAUCAGAGGUUUGCAAACUUCAAGAAGCUGAUGUGGUUUUCCUUUGUGAUGGUUCAGAUAAGGUAUCUCUUCCAGAAUUUGCUACCAUGAAAACUUUCUUGUCAGGCUUAAUUGAUAAUUUUGAUACUCAGUCUGGAAGAAUAAAAAUUGGGAUUGCUCAAUUUGGGAGCCGCUAUCAAGAAAUUGUUGAUUUGGAAAGCUCUUUGAAUAGAACCAAGAUGCAGAUUCACAUUCAAACUAUUGACAGAAGCGAAGGGAAUCCACGAAUUGAUACUGCCCUUCAACAUGUGAGGUCUAUGUUUGAUUCUUCUGCUGGUGGGAGACGAAAUGCUGGCGUCCCUCAAACUUUGAUUAUUAUCACAUCUGGGGAUCCACUAUAUGAUGUGUCAAAUGCAAUCAAAACUCUGAAAGACUAUGGAAUUUGUAUUAUAGCUUUGGGAAUAAAAGGUGCUCAUAAAGAACAACUUCUGCAAAUAACAGGCAAUUCUGAAAAAAUUAUCACUUAUUCAGACUUCAAUAAAUUAAUGGACAAGAAUGUGAAAAAAAGAAUGGUUCGUGAAAUCUGCCGGAGCUGCGGGGACAGCAAUUGCUACAUUGAUGUAGUGGUGGGGUUUGACAUUUCCACCCUCCUGGAGGGACAGCAUUUAUUCCACGAGAACUCCCGGCUGGAAUCCUACCUCCCAGGCAUCUUAGAGGAUAUUAGUUCCACCAGGGGGGUGAGCUGUGGGGCAGGUGCAGAGACCCAGGUGAGCGUGGCCUUUAAAGUGAACAAUGACAGAGAAUUCUCCUCCAAGUUCCAAAUCUACCAGAAAGCAAUAUUUAACAGGCUGAAACAGGUCACUGUUAAUGGACCAACUCAUCUGACUGUCGACUUCCUGCAGUCAUUGUGGAACACAUUUGGAACUGCAUCUGAAUCCCGAGGACAGGUACUCCUCAUCUUUUCAGAUGGCCUUGACGGCUCUGACAUCAAAAAACUUGAAGAUCAAUCAGACAAGCUCAGAGAAGCAGGACUUGAUGCUCUGCUGGUGGUCUCCUUAGAUGCAACUACUUAUGAUGAGUUUUCCAGCUUUGAAUUUGGAAAAGGAUUUGAUUACAGGACUCACUUGACCAUUGGAAUGAGAGAACUUGGCAAAACACUAUCAACAUAUCUGGGGAACAUUGCAGAGAGGACAUGCUGCUGUGCCUUUUGCAAGUGUUCAGGACCUCCAGGAACUCCUGGGACCCGAGGACCAAAGGCCUUGAAGGGAUCUCCAGGUCUCAAAGGCAGCCGAGGACACCAGGGAGAGAACGGCGACCCUGGAACACGUGGAGAUCCUGGACCCCUAGGAGAGAAAGGGCUUAUAGGAUGUCCAGGAGAGUUAGGCCAAAAGGGAGUCAAAGGAUAUUCUGGAUAUAAGGGGGAAAAUGGAGAGGAUGCAAUUGAUGGGGUCGAUGGAGAAGAGGGCUUUCGUGGAUUCUCCGGAAAGAAGGGAGAAAAGGGUGAUCCAGGAUCCCAGGGUAGCCCAGGUUCCAGAGGCUUCCCUGGGGAGCAUGGAGAGAAGGGUUACCCAGGAAAUCCUGGUAACCCAGGACAGAACAGUAACAUCAAAGGACAAAAAGGUUCCAAAGGAGGACAAGGAAGACAAGGUAGACCUGGACAGAAAGGGACGAAAGGCAGUCCCAGUCCCGGAGGAAGCAGGGGAAGAGAAGGCCAAAGAGGACCCCCAGGUGUCCCGGGGCAACCAGGAAAUUUGGGACCUAAAGGUACACCUGGAGAUGAAGGAUUACAAGGACCACAGGGGCUAAAUGGAAUUUAUGGCAAGAAAGGAGAAAAGGGGAGCCAUGGGCAUAAAGGACCCCAGGGUUCUUUGGGACAAGCAGGACCUAAAGGGAACAUUGGAAGACCUGGACUUUUGGGCAAAAAAGGAGAACCUGGAGUUCUUGGAGAACCAGGACCAACAGGGCAACGAGGACAGAGAGGCCGACAGGGAGAUUAUGGCAUCCCGGGCAGUGGUCAGAUGGGACGAAAAGGAGUAAAGGGCUCACGAGGAUUUCCUGGAGAUAUGGGGCAGAAGGGUGAUGUUGGCGAUCCUGGAAUGCCUGGGGGUCCUGGACCCAAAGGAUUCAGGGGACUAACUCUCAAUGUAGGCUUGAAAGGUGAAACAGGAUCUCCAGGACCUGAUGGUCCUCCUGGACAGAAAGGCCCUAAAGGCAUGCCUGGGCAGUCAGAACAUUCUCAGUGUGAACUGAUAGACUUUGUGCGGAAACACAGUCCUUGCUGGGAAGGUAAGUGUCCUGUAUAUCCAACAGAGUUGGUGUUUGCCCUGGACCAGUCCUACGACGUUACAGAGCAGAUAUUUAUGGAAACAAGGGACCUCAUCGUUUCCAUUGUCAAUGACCUGAACAUCAGGGAAAAUAAUUGUCCUGUGGGAGCAAGAGUUGUUGUAGUUUCCUAUGACUCAGAUACCAACUAUCUCAUCCGCUGGUCCGACUAUCAUAGCAAGAAGCAACUCCUCCAACUUCUUUCCCAAAUAAGGUAUCAAAACACCGCAAACGCCGCAGACAUUGGCAAUGCGAUGAGGUUUGUGGCCCGGAACGUUUUCAAGAGGACUUAUGCGGGAGCCAAUGUGAGAAGAGUUGCUGUGUUUUUCAGCACUAGUCCAAUAGCCAGCAGGUCGUCCAUCAUCACUGCUACCAUGGAGUUUAACGCUCUUGGUAUCAGUCCAGCCGUGCUCACUUUUAACAAAAGAGAAUUCCUCGAUGACGUAUUUGGGUUUGACAACACUGGAACAUUUCAGGUGAUUCCAAUUCCAACACUUGAGGACUACCAUGAACCAAUAGAGAGACUUCGGCUCUGUUCACUUUGCUAUGAUAAGUGUUUUCCAGAUACUUGCAUCAAAGAUAUUUUUGUACCUGAAGGUACAUAUAUGGAUGUGGCCUUCCUCUUAGACAAUUCUCAACAUAUUACAAAUGAUGAGUUUAAGGCCAUGAAGACAUUGGUGAGCUCAGUGCUUGACAACUUUGACAUUACUUCAGACCCUUCCAUUUCAACCUCUGGUGAUAGGAUUGCCUUGUUGAGUUAUUCUCCUUGGGAUAGGAGAAGGAAAACUGCAGUGAAAACAGAGUUUGGAUUUACACAUUUUAAGAACCAAGCCCUAAUGAAGAGAUACAUCCAGAAUUCCCUCCAACAGUUACAUGGAGAAGUCACCAUUGGCCAUGCCCUACUGUGGACCAUGGAACAUCUCUUUCCAGAAACACCCAACCUAAGAGAAUAUAAGGUCAUCUUUGUGAUCUCAGCUGGAGAAAAUCAUGAGAGAAAGGAAUUCUUAAAGAGGAUGGCUAUGAGGGCCAAGUGUCAAGGCUACAUCAUAUUUGUGAUUUCACUGGGCUCUACGUAUAAGGAUGAAAUGGAGGAGCUAGCCAGCUACCCACUUGAACACCACCUGGUACAGCUUGGAAGAGUUCAUAAACCAGAUCUGGAUUACAUUGUGAAGUUUACUAAGCCACUUAUUUAUUCAAUUAGACGAGGAUUUAAUCAGUACCCACCACCAAUGCUUGAGGAUGCCUGUAAAGCCAUACUUUCAGAAGAGGAUUUGCAAUAUGAGCAUUUCCAGUAUACUAACAAGCCACAUGAGAUGUUUUCAGGAGAGGACACCUUCUUUGGGGAUGAUUUAAGUGCUGCGAGCGACUCAUCUUUUCUGUUGGAAGAAAACAGAAGUGACCAUUUUGUUCAUAUUCCAAGUCAAAUAGUUAAACCACAGAAAUUAAUGAGUAAAUACGAAAAUGAUCAGGCUCCUGAAGAAAUGGCAAGCCUCAUUUCUGGACAUGAAAAUCAUGGCACAAAAGAAGAAUCAAGUUCAGCUUAUGAACCUGGAAAUACCUCUCUUCAAGACUAUUACAUGGAUGUGGCUUUCCUCAUAGAUGCUUCCCAAAGAGUAGGACAUGAUGUGUUUGAAGAAGUGAAAGCUUUUAUAAUCUCAGUGCUUGAUUACUUUUAUAUUACCCCAAAUCCCCUGACCUCUGCUUUAGGAGAUAGAGUUGCUGUCCUGAGCUACUCUCCUUUGGGUUAUAUGCCCAACACAGAAGAAUGCCCAGUCUACCCAGAAUUUGAUUUGGCUACUUAUAACCAUGUAUACCAAAUGAAACAUCAUCUCCAAGACUCUCUUCAACACCUCAAUGGAGAUGUUUUUAUUGGCCAUGCUCUGCAGUGGACAAUGGAAAACAUCUUUGUAGGAAUCCCCAACCCUAGGAAAAACAAAGUUAUCUUUAUAAUAUCUGCUGGUGAAACCAACCCUUUAGACAAAGAAGUCUUAAUGAAAGUGUCUAUGAGAGCCAAGUGUCAAGGCUACUCUAUAUUUGUGUUUUCCUUUGGUCCUAUACACAAUGAAAAGGAAUUAGAAGAGCUAGCCAGCUACCCAUUAGAUCAACACUUAGUUCAGCUUGGCCGAAUCCACAAGCCAGAUUUGGACUAUAUCAUCAAGUUCAUCAAGCCAUUUGUCUAUUCAAUCAGACGUGCCAUCAACAAAUAUCCCCCCACACAUCUGAAACCCAAAUGUGGUAAUAUCACCUCUCCCAUUCCAGACAACGUUGGAACAGAAAACAUUGAAUUCUUUCUUCCUGAGAUUUAUGAACUAGAGUCAAAAAAUAGUGAGCCGUUUGGUGAAUUUGAUUUCCAGGAACAGCAUUUCUUUGUAUUAGGCAGCAAUCAUAACGAUGGUUCUGGGACUGCUACUGAUUUGAUCCAGAAGUUACAUACACUCUUUGCAACUGGAGAAAUGAUGAUGCAAGAAAAGGAAGAGGCACAUGCUAAAGAAAUCACAGCUUCAGAAAAUUAUAAACAACAAGGAAAAAAAGGUAACCUUGAGUACAACAGAGUUGUGAAGUAG
Chrysochloris asiatica (Cape golden mole) is the source of this 7848-nucleotide messenger RNA. RefSeq names its product collagen, type VI, alpha 5 (gene COL6A5). The record is from RefSeq and is a predicted model, not a curated record. The coding region runs from base 1 to 7848 and encodes 2615 amino acids. Lineage: Eukaryota; Metazoa; Chordata; Mammalia; Afrosoricida; Chrysochloridae. The transcript has 39 exons.